UCGAAAGCUAAGCCAUACAUCUCUUCUCGAUCGAUCAGCUUCUUAUUAAUUACCUAGCUAGCUAGCUCAUCGAUCACACACCAAGCCAUCGAUAAUGGAGGGCAAGGAGGAGGAUGUUCGGCUGGGCGCCAACCGGUACUCUGAGCGUCAGCCCAUCGGCACGGCGGCGCAGGGCACCGACGAGAAGGACUACAAGGAGCCUCCCCCGGCGCCGCUGUUCGAGGCGGAGGAGCUGACGUCGUGGUCCUUCUACCGCGCCGGCAUCGCCGAGUUCGUGGCCACCUUCCUGUUCCUGUACAUCAGCAUCCUGACGGUGAUGGGCGUGAGCAAGUCGUCCAGCAAGUGCGCCACCGUGGGCAUCCAGGGCAUCGCCUGGUCCUUCGGCGGCAUGAUCUUCGCGCUCGUGUACUGCACGGCGGGCAUCUCCGGCGGCCACAUCAACCCGGCGGUCACCUUCGGGCUGUUUCUGGCGCGCAAGCUGUCGCUCACGCGCGCGCUCUUCUACAUGGUGAUGCAGUGCCUGGGCGCCAUCUGCGGCGCCGGCGUGGUGAAGGGGUUCCAGCAGGGCCUGUACAUGGGCGCGGGCGGCGGCGCCAACGCCGUGAACCCGGGGUACACCAAGGGCGACGGCCUGGGCGCCGAGAUCGUGGGCACCUUCGUCCUCGUGUACACCGUCUUCUCUGCCACCGACGCCAAGCGCAGCGCACGCGACUCGCAUGUGCCCAUCCUGGCGCCGCUCCCCAUCGGGUUCGCCGUGUUCCUGGUGCACCUGGCCACCAUCCCCAUCACCGGCACCGGCAUCAACCCCGCGCGCAGCCUCGGCGCCGCCAUCGUCUACAACAGGUCACACGCAUGGAACGACCACUGGAUCUUCUGGGUGGGCCCCUUCAUCGGCGCUGCUCUUGCGGCCAUCUACCACGUGGUGAUCAUCAGGGCCAUCCCCUUCAAGAGCCGCGACUAAUAAUUAAGCAGACCACCAACAAGCUAGGAAGAGGAAGCUUGCUUGCUUGCUUACAGCUAGCUUCCAAUCGAAGAAUCGAUCGACCAUGUCCUCGAUCAAUAAGAAGCUCUCCUAUGUAUGCACGUGUUUUAUUUGUAAUUUAUGAUGUCCAUGUGGGUGUGUGAUGCUGCAUGCUGAGGCCAGUCUGUUUCUCGAUUAUUGCGCCCUCAGCUAAAAUCAAUCAAUCAACCAAUAUAUAUGCACUUGCUAGUUGUGAAUUUUA
Messenger RNA from Panicum hallii, 1223 nucleotides. Its product is annotated as aquaporin PIP1-5. The record is from RefSeq and is a predicted model, not a curated record. Bases 95 to 961 code for a protein of 288 amino acids. The transcript is spliced from 2 exons. Gene Ontology annotation, molecular function: water channel activity. NCBI's taxonomy places the organism in Eukaryota, Viridiplantae, Streptophyta, Magnoliopsida, Poales, Poaceae. Gene Ontology annotation, cellular component: plasmodesma; plasma membrane; vacuole. Gene Ontology annotation, biological process: transmembrane transport; response to water deprivation.